Molecule: messenger RNA, 1755 nt
Organism: Auanema sp. JU1783
Lineage: Eukaryota; Metazoa; Nematoda; Chromadorea; Rhabditida; Rhabditidae
Source: the annotation of a GenBank genome assembly
AUGGCAUCGUUCAAGCACCAUGUUACUGCUUCAACUUUGCUCCGGCAAGGUGGAGUUUCAGGAAGCAUCGAUGAAAGGAAAUCCAAAGGAGAUUAUCGAAGGGAUAAAGAUCUCGAGGAAGAACGUAAAGCUGGUACUGCACCGGCUAUGGUUGAUAUUGAAACUGGACGUGAUAUCAAUCCACACAUUCCCCAUUUUAUUUCACAGAAUCCAUGGUAUGUUCCUAGUGAAGGACCCACACUGAAGCAUCAAAGGCCUCAUGCUGAAAGACAGAAAACUGAUUCCACUAUGGAAGAAUGGUACAAAAAGGGUACAACAGGGCAAGCUGCUACGAAGUUCAGAAAAGGAGCUUGUGAGAAUUGUGGAGCCAUGGGUCAUGUUAAGAAGGACUGUUUCGAACGUCCAAGAAAAGUCGGAGCUAAGUUCAAAGAGGCUGACAUCCAGGAGGAUGACUAUGUUCAACCUGUACUAUCUCUCGGAUUCGAGGCUAAGCGUGAUAGAUGGAAUGGAUAUGAUCCUGAGAUUCAUCAGAAACAAGUCAUGAAAGAGUUUGAAAGACUUGAAGAAGCUAGAAAAUUAAUAAAAUCUGAUCAGAUCAAAGAAGGUUUACAAGAACCUGAAGAAGAAGCAGAGAAAGAUGAGGAUAAGUAUGCCGAAGAUGCUGACAUGGCUGGUGUGUCCGUUGAUAUGGACUCCCGUACUAGAAUUACAGUCCGUAAUUUGAGAAUUCGUGAAGAUACAGCUAAAUACCUUUACAAUCUCAAUGAGAAUGCUCCAUAUUACGAUCCUAAAUCUCGUUCUAUGAGAGAAAAUCCGUUUGCCAAUAUGCCUGGAAAAGAGAAAGAAGCAGCCAAGUUCUCUGGAGAAAACUUCAUCAGAUAUACUGGAGAAGUGGUGGAAGCUAAUGAAGCCCAAGUGUUCGCUUGGCAGGCAAGAUGCCAGGGUGUUGAUGUUCAUGCCUUAGCUGAACCGACAAAGCUUGAAGCAUUGAAACGAGAAUUUAAUAAGGAGAAGAGCAAUGCUGAAAACAAAACAAAGAAGGAAUUGCUCUCUAAGUAUGGAGGUGAAGAAUAUUUGGAAGCCCCACCAAAAGAGCUGUUACUUGCUCAAACUGAGAAAUAUGUAGAGUACAGUAGAAAGGGACAAAUUCUUAAAGGAGAAGAACGACCUAAGAUCAAGAGUAGAUAUGAAGAAGAUGUGUAUCCAUCCAAUCAUGAGAGCGUUUUCGGUUCAUUCUGGAAGAAUGGUCAAUGGGGAUACAAAUGUUGUCAUCAGUUUGUUAAAAAUUCGUACUGUAUUGGAGAAGCUGGCAUUACCCAAGCAGCCAAGAUGGAAGCACCUGUAAUCAGAGAAGAAAAGAUAAGAGAAGAUGAAGUACCAGUGAAGGAGGAUUACAAGGAAGAAGAAAAAGAAGAAGAAGAGGAGAAGUCAUCCUCUGAAUCGUCGUCCGAAUCUUCAUCAUCGUCGUCUUCGGAAGAUGAAGAUGAGAAAGAGCGAGAGAAAGAGAGAGAAAAAGAAUUAGAAAAAGAGAAGCUGAAGAAAGCUAUCAAAAAAGCUGAGAAGGACAAAGUCAAGGCUUUCAGAGAAAACAAAGAGGGUGACAGAAAACGAAAAUACAAUAAGGGAGCUGAUACGAUAUCUGCUCCAUCGGAAACAGAGGUUGAGGCUUUCAAAUUAACGACCAUCCAUUCUUCUGAUCCUAUGGCAGCUUACAUGCACGAGAAACUUGAGAAGAAAGCAAGAAAAGGAAAAUAA